AUGUUUUUUAUUCGCAUAAAUGGAGAAACUACGGUUUUCAUAGAGCUAAUAUUCAUGAAACUCAAAAGGGAGAUUUUUUCAGCAUUUGUGAUAUUCAACUUCAUGCUGGUUUUUCUCUUCUCAUGGCUAUACCUUCAUGGAGUUCGGGACCUCAAGCGCUGGCUUAGCAAACGUAAGACCGAAAAGGGAGCUGGUAGUAGUAGUUGA
This is a messenger RNA of Penicillium cosmopolitanum, 207 nucleotides long. RefSeq lists its product as uncharacterized. The record is from RefSeq and is a predicted model, not a curated record. Lineage: Eukaryota; Fungi; Ascomycota; Eurotiomycetes; Eurotiales; Aspergillaceae. Bases 1 to 207 code for a protein of 68 amino acids. The transcript has 2 exons.